UAUUGUUUAUGUUAGCUCUACUAAACACGGUCACUCGUAGUUUUGUACAGAUGUACAAAUCUACUCGAAAGUUUUAGAGCUGACUCGAAAUUUCAAAAAAGGUGUAAUUGUUUAAGGCAUAAAAGCUAACAUGACUGCCGCAAUUUCGUUGUGGGGAAUUGUUUUCCUUUCCUCCCAACUUCGGAUAUCUUGGACAGAAAGUACUACAUGUGUGAGUGAUGACGUGUUCACAAAACUCAAAGAAGUAGACAAACUCAUCCAUCAGAUCAUAGGAUUUCCUCCGGAAAUAAGACAAAUACCGACGGAUUGUACCGAUAUUAAAAAUCAGGGGAUUGAAAAGUCUGGCAUUUAUGAAAUACGAGUUAUGAAAAAUGAAACAACACCUUUUUGUUUCAAAGUGUAUUGCGAUAUGAAAACAGAUGGCGGCGGAUGGACGGCGAGUACAAAUAAACACUUGUGUUAUUAUCACUUUGCCUAAUAGCGAUAAACGCUUAAUUUCCCAAUUAAAGUAUACAUUCGAUUAUUCGAGUUAACGACAUGGAGAACAUGCACAGGAAAUCAAAAAGUUAUUUCUUAGAAGGAAAUAGUUUGGACACUGUUCAUCAGAAGCUUUAUUUCACAAUUUUUACUUUCCCGUCUAUGUUCUAUACAACAGAAGGAAAGUAUGACGUUCGGUAA
Messenger RNA from Centruroides sculpturatus (bark scorpion), 678 nucleotides. Its product is annotated as angiopoietin-4-like. Bases 131 to 478 code for a protein of 115 amino acids. The transcript is spliced from 2 exons. Lineage: Eukaryota; Metazoa; Arthropoda; Arachnida; Scorpiones; Buthidae. The record is from RefSeq and is a predicted model, not a curated record. Gene Ontology annotation, molecular function: oligosaccharide binding.